AGUCACACCACUUAAGCGACAAAGAAAACGUCUUACUCCUGCGACCAGCUUUGGAGACCUCCGGCUACAAUUAACCUGGCUAGCCCGUCAGCCGUCAGUCAAGACUGUCACGCUCCGAUUGGCCAAUGAAAUGAAAGGUUCGGCCCUCCAGUCCAAGCCUGAUUGGCUUACGGUCCAGGAACAGGCGUUAGCCCCGGUAGGGCAAAAGCAAGAUGGCGUCCCUGGAUCGGGUGAAGGUACUGGUAUUGGGAGACUCAGGUGUUGGGAAAUCUUCAUUAGUUCACCUUCUGUGCCAAAAUCAAGUGCUUGGAAACCCAUCGUGGACAGUGGGCUGCUCAGUAGAUGUCAGAGUAUUAUUUUAGUACAUGACUUAACAAAUAAAAAAUCAUCCCAAAAUUUAUACCGUUGGUCAUUGGAAGCUCUCAACAGGGAUUUGGUGCCAACUGGGGUCUUGGUAACAAAUGGGGAUUAUGACCGGGAACAGUUUGCUGAUAACCAAAUCCCACUGUUAGUAAUAGGAACUAAACUGGACCAGAUUCAUGAAACCAAGCGCCAUGAAGUUUUAACUAGGACUGCUUUCCUGGCUGAGGACUUCAUUGCAGAGGAAAUUAAUUUGGACUGCACAAAUCCACGAUAUUUAGCUGCAGGUUCUUCCAAUGCUGUCAAGCUCAGUAGGUUUUUUGAUAAGGUCAUAGAGAAGAGAUACUUUUUAAGAGAAGGUAAUCAGAUUCCAGGCUUUUCUGAUCGAAAAAGAUUUGGAGGAGGAACAUUAAAGAGCCUUCAUUAUGACUGAAUUACACUCACCCUUUGGAAGAGUGAGCAAGCAGUGAAAGUUUUCCACAGUCUUCCUUUUACUCUGCUGAUUAUUAAUGUCUCAGCCUUUUCACAAAAUCAUCUUAAAAUACUACCCUUCAACCUCACCAUUUUAAUGGAAAGUGAAAGGAAGUGACAGCGUGGGAGGUCCAAACUUUGUCCCCAUUUCCUCUGUUCCUCACCUUUCUGUCCCUGUUUAUAGGUUACAUAAAAGCCUUGUGGAUACAUGAGAUGUUGUCAGAAUGAUGCAGUAAAUGAGCAGUGACAAAGUGGUACAGAGAAAAUUUACUCUUGCUUAGAACUGGAGGAUUUUUAUAGGUCUGUAAUUUUCCCACACUCAUUGCUGAAGGCUUAAUUAAGUACUUCAAAAAUGUAUCUCUAUUGUUUUACCUUCUUGAGGGGAAAGGUUAUGUUAACCAGCACUGAAUUGUCCACCCCAAAUAAUCUCUGUCAUUUUCAAAGGAGGAAAAUGGUGUUAUUUAAUUGUCUCCACCCUCAUCACACAUGAGAUGCCUAAUAAUAGUAACCCUUGUCUCCCUCUCCUCUCCUUUGCAAAUGGCUCAGUGGCUGGAAGAGGCAGACUAAUAGCUAGAGUUAAAUAUAAAUAGAUUAAUAACACAUAGAGAACAGCAGUACCAGAAAAGAAGAAUUCUAUAAGAAAUUGACAUCCCACUAAAUCCUUCACUCAUCAGGCUUGUUUGGAUAUAGAUAGGGUAAAAUUGAAGACCUGUUCAAGAAUAGCAGAGAUAUUUCCUCCCCCUUUUUCAUGGAGGGGAGUUAGGGGAGUCAUCCAAGUAGUUCUCAGGAGCCGCCAGCAGCCACUCCCAGCAAUAAGGCAGUUUGAUGCUAGGGCCUGAGGCAGUGGUGCUGCUUGGUCCCUGUAGUGUCAUGGACCAGCAGGGAUACUCCCUCAGUGCUCAGCAGUCUCCGGUACUCUAGCCAGUGAUGCCUACAGGCUCUAGGGCUACACCAAGCAAUGCUUAGGAGGUCAUGCAGUGCUGGGGAUGAAAUAUUCUCUGUGUCUACAUUGUAUUUUUGGAAAGAAGUAAAAAUGCGGGCCUGGAGUGGUAGCACAGCAGGUAAGGCAUUUGCCUUGCAUGCGGCCGACCCGGGUUCGAUUCUCAGCAUCCCAUAUGGUCCCCUGAGCACCGCCAGGAGUAAUUCCUGAGUGCAUGAUCCAGGAAUAACCCCUGUGCAUCGCCAAAAGAAAGAAGUAAAAAUGUGUACCACAGCAAAAAAUUUACAUAAAUUAUGCACUAGAAGUUUUAGACUUUAUAACCCAGAGAGUUGGGGGUGGGGUGGAGGAAUGUGUUUAUGUGCAUACUUGUUCGGUGUUACUUUUAUUUUAACCAUCUUAUUUUGCUUUUCUGAUCUCUCUGCCCUCAUUCUUCUUAAUAUUUAAACCUUGUCUGCAAAAACUAAUUGACUGCCUCAUGCAGUGACACCUUUUUAUCUAUAGUCUUUCUCUGGUUCUGAUGCUGAUUGUUAAAAUAAAAUAACAAAUAUACA
Molecule: messenger RNA, 2322 nt
Organism: Sorex araneus (European shrew)
Lineage: Eukaryota; Metazoa; Chordata; Mammalia; Eulipotyphla; Soricidae
Gene: RABL3
Product: RAB, member of RAS oncogene family like 3
Exons: 7
Coding region: 131-793 (220 amino acids)
Biological process (GO): intracellular protein transport
Cellular component (GO): endomembrane system
Molecular function (GO): GTPase activity
Source: RefSeq, a predicted model, not a curated record